Molecule: messenger RNA, 1343 nt
Organism: Cataglyphis hispanica
Lineage: Eukaryota; Metazoa; Arthropoda; Insecta; Hymenoptera; Formicidae
Product: zinc finger CCHC-type and RNA-binding motif-containing protein 1-like
Exons: 5
Coding region: 437-1192 (251 amino acids)
Biological process (GO): mRNA splicing, via spliceosome
Cellular component (GO): U12-type spliceosomal complex
Molecular function (GO): RNA binding; zinc ion binding
Source: RefSeq, a predicted model, not a curated record
UGAUUCCAUUCCCAACCUGUAUAGGUUAAAGGUACCUUAAAGCCCGUAUCAGCUACGCAUUGAAAAUUGAAGAUUAAAAAUUAAAGAUUCGAAUUUGACUAAUUAGAAUAAAAAGGAACUACAGAUUUCUUUACCCUGAUUAGUCAAAUUUCAAUCUUUGAGCUCAAUCUUCGAUUUCAAUCCUCAAUGCGAAGUCGUUUCUGCUACAGGCUUUAUCCUUUACCUUCGUAUUGUUAGAGCUGAAAGCAAAUAUCGGAGCAGUCCUAAUUGGAAGUUGGAAGUGUGGUUGGAACGUUGAAAGUAUUCUCUAAAAAAGGAAAAAACAAACUAAAAAGAAAAGUGAAACAUUUUUUGGAAUAUUUUAUUUGCACGAGAUUAAGAGAUUUGCUAAUAUUUUAUGAUGUAAUUAUAAAAUAAGAUAGAAUUGAGAGGAAACAUGAAUGGUCAUAUUGCACCAAGCAAAUCUACUGUUUAUGUGUCAAAUUUACCGUUUUCCUUAACCAACAAUGAUGUACAUCAGCUGUUGGAUGGUUAUGGGAAAAUUGUCAAAGUAACGAUAUUGAAAGACAAGGUAACGCGACGUAGCCGUGGUGUCGCCUUUGUGUUAUUUCUUAAAACGGAAGAUGCUAUAUCCUGCGCGAAAGCCCUAAAUAACAAAGAGAUACUCGGUCGUACUGUGAAAAGUUCCAUUGCAGUUGACAAUGGUCGCAGCACUGAAUUUAUACGUCGCAGAGAUUAUCCGGAUAAAUCCCAGUGCUACGAAUGUGGAAAAGAAGGACAUUUAUCCUAUUGCUGCAGCAACAAUGUGUUAGGUCCCAGAAAACUACCACCAAAAAGAAUCAGGGUACGAAAAAAGAAUAUGAAGCAAGAGAAAUGUGAUACAAGUUACCUCGAUACUGAUGAUAGUGAUGAAGCAACGAGAAGACCAAAGCGAAACACUUAUGACAUCGACGAUGUCGAUGACGAUACAGAAGAAGAGCCUGAAACACUAAGCACUGUCAUUGCAUUUGAGCAAAGACUUUUUGAAUUGGAACAUAGUCAAACAACAGACAAAUGUAAUAAAAAAGAAAAUUUGUCUGUACCAAAAAAACGUUAUAAAAAGCAUCACUAUUUUAGCGACGAAGAAUAUAUUAUCUGCUACGGAUUCGAACGCGAUCAUAUCAGAGAGAAGCCUGAAGAUGCGAAUUCAUGAGAACGCUUGUUUAGCGUUGUAUGUGGUCACGUGACCGACUUGACGCUAGCCGCGCUAGCGUCAAGAAAGAAAUUGGAUUUUCUCAAUUUCAGCGUCAAGCGUCAAGCCAGUAUUGACGCUAUAAAGUGACUCUUUUCAUGCGUUUUUCACA